Sipha flava (yellow sugarcane aphid) is the source of this 2740-nucleotide messenger RNA. Its product is annotated as origin recognition complex subunit 1-like. The record is from RefSeq and is a predicted model, not a curated record. The transcript is spliced from 2 exons. Bases 728 to 2740 code for a protein of 670 amino acids. Lineage: Eukaryota; Metazoa; Arthropoda; Insecta; Hemiptera; Aphididae.
UAGAAAUAGAAUAUUAUCUCAUUCCAAACGAGUUAUUACUUGAUAACUUAUCAAAACUGUCAGCCUUGACGAUACCAUAAAAAUACCAUAUUGUACCACAGUUUCGGGCGAAUAACAUUUUUUAAAUUCAUGGAUUUCGUUCAUAGACGUUAAAGAUAUACGUAGAAAGAUCUAUAAUGAUAUUUUAAUGUUAAUGACUUCGUUACUCGAAUAAUGAGAAUAGCAGACUGUACGAUAACGGCUAUAGUUCAAUAUCGUAAUGAACCAUUCUUCCAUUGCCGAAUACCAAUAACGUUCGUAUCAGUAAAAUAAUAAUGUAAUACGGUACCUAUACCUAUGUGGCUAAGUUAGUAACUACUCUGGCUUUACGUACAAACAUAACGGGAAAUUAAUAAUUACCUAUCAUAUUUCCUUAGACUGCAGUGAUCUUCCCGAUAGGUGUUUACUUCUAUCCUCCCCGAAACGGUGAAACAAAUGUUGAAUUGUUAAUCGUUUUAUGGCCGUUGUUGAACACUCAAAAUCAAUAUUCUAUGUUGUACUGCGAGUAACGACAAGACAUUAUUUUUCCUUUACCAAAUAUUACCAAAAAACGAAUAAUGACAAGAAUCCAUUUAUCUUUUCGUUUAUAUUUGAAUUUUUGACGUCAAUAUCAAACAAAUUCUAUAAAAAAUUUCAAAAUAAUGUAGUAAAACACUAGCAACUUCAUAAAAACGUAUACACAACCAAAAUGGAUUCUUUUUCUAACUCGUCGUCUUCUUAUAAUAUGUCUACAAGUUCAGAAUCAGGAAAUGAAAUUAGAAAUAAAACUACAUUUGAUACCAUUAAAGUAGACUUUGAAAAAACAUUCAAAAUGGGAUUAGAUUCAAAUUUACUUUGUCAAACUUUAAAUAAAUCUCCAAGAAACGUUAAGAAAUUGAAAAGAAAAAAAAACUUAUGCACAUCAUCAGAUAUUCUCCACGAGAAUAAAUAUUCUCACUUGUCAUAUUCAUUUAAUCCGCCAAAAACUAAUCAUAAUUUAUCUAAUUCAAAAAACGUAUCAACUAACAGUAGUACAAAAUAUAAAUGUCUAACUACUAAUACUACAAAAUCAGUGGAUUUGAAUAAAAAAUUUACUAUUGCCAUUGAAUCUUCGUCCGAUUCUGAUUUUCCGGAUUUAAAAUAUAUAAAACUGAUUUCAAAAGAUACAGAGAUUAAUACUUCUUCUAUCAGUAACGAGUCAAGACAAAGUAGACCAUAUUCUAUUAAAAAUAAACCAUUUGUUUAUGAUAGUUUAAACUGCAGCAGUUCGUCAUCAAGUCUUAGUAACUUUUCUCAGAUAAAUACUGAGUCUGCAGCAUUGAAAAAUAAAAAUAACCAUGAUACUGAAUUAAAUUUGGAUAAAUUAUUAUUAGAUUGUAGUUUGUCUGAUUUAUUAUUAAUUAGAAAAGAUGAUGGAGAUAUAGAUAGUCAAGUAUGUUCAACAUUGGAUACAAGUGAUAAUUCUUUUAUACGAAUGAAAUCAAAAUCUCCAAAACCUUUACUCUUAAAUAAUAGUUUUAGAGUUGAUGAUGACAGUCAACCACAACAAUUAUCGAACGUUACUAUUAACAUACCAGAUUUUAUGAAAAAUGAAACUGAAGAUAAACAAAAUAAAUCGAUAGAUACAAUAGAGGUUGAUGGACAACAUGAAUUAAUUAAUGAACAUUGUAAAGUUAUUAAAAAAAAAUCAUUUCUCAAUGAAGUUGAUAUAAAACCUAGCACAAGAUCUAAUUCUUAUAGAUCAAUUGAAGACAGUAUUACUAGUGCAAGUUCAGAACAUAUUUGCAAGUAUUGUAAGCGUUCUAGUAAAUCAAAAGUUGAUACUAGUAACUGCAGUCAUAAAAGUUCUAAAACGAAUUAUAAUAAAGGUAAAAAAUUGAGUAAAUCAAAAAUGAUAUCAAAUAAGUCAGACGUUUUGCGUUUAAGAAAAUCAUAUGUUACGAAAAAAUUAAGAAAUCGCAAGUCUUCUACAAAUAUAGUUGAAGAUAUUGGACUAGAAUAUGAUACAAAUAAGGAUAAUUUUAUGGUAGAAUUACCUAAUGGAACUUUAGUGCCAGAGUUUUUAUCAACAUUAAAACCUAAACAUGUAAAAAAAAUGUGUGCUUGUGGCAUAACUCCUUCGGAAAUUCCACUUACUUGGGACGAAAAAUUUCAUGACAUUCUACAUCAAAACAUCCAUAAAUUAUGGUUUAAAUGUAACAUUAUUGAACAUAAUACUAUUAAUAGUAUUCAUUUCAAACUAAAUAAUUUAUUCUAUAGAAUUUUAAUUUUAAAUAAUAAUUAUAAUGAUGAAAGUAUAAGCGAGUCCAUUGAAAAUAUAGAUGAUUUUGUAUGCUUGGAAUAUGGUAUUUUUAAACAUGGCUUACGAUCUAAUAAAAAUUCAACAUAUCUUUUAGCAAUAUUACCUAAUUUUAAGGUCAUAGGAUAUUUAGAAGUAAAGCCCAUAAAUAAAGCUUAUAGAUUUACAGAUGAUACACAACUUUUAGAAGAAACAUCGAUUGUUAAGUUUGGUGUGUCCAAGAUUUGGGUUGUAAUUAAAUACAGGAAUAAAAAUAUAGAUAUCAACUUAUUGAAUACAUUUUGUGAAAAAAAAAAUAUUCAAAAAGAGGAUUUGGCGUUUUCAUUAAAUGGAUGUCAAGGAAUCGCGUUUAUUCAAAAAUAUACGGGAAAUAAAAAUAUUUUCAUUUACAAUGAAAUUCCUGCCAAAUGUAAGAUUGAAUAA